Molecule: messenger RNA, 769 nt
Organism: Amoebophrya sp. A25
Lineage: Eukaryota; Dinophyceae; Syndiniales; Amoebophryaceae
Source: the annotation of a GenBank genome assembly
CAAUCAUAAUGGUAGGCGCAUCCGUGAAGACUUUCAUUUUCUUGUCGUUGUUAGCAAAUUCAAAUUGACACUGAUCAAAAUGGAUAUGGAAUUGUCAAAAGGAGUUCGCAGAUGUUGUAGUCAUACCCAAGGAGUUUUCAACUUCUAACACAAGGAAUUGCAUUGUAGCGACUAAGGAAUAAAUAUAUUAAGUACUAACACACGAAGAGGUAGGGAAACAAAAACAAAUGUCAUCUAUGAAUUUCUUAUUUCUUUGUUCUAUGUAUAUCUUAUAUAUCCAUGAUAUUCCCAUAUAUUUAUAUAUAUACGUUGAUUAAAAACAGUAAGCUGAUCUGGGCAUGCGCCGGAGACGAUGUUCAAGUGGUUCUUGUGGGCCCUCCGCUGGAAUUCGUGGCUUGGUCGUCGCUUCCUGACUCGCUUUUCUGAUUCUGUACGUCAAUUGCCCGGUAUCUCUAUGCCGAGAGGAUAUUUCUUUGGUGCCUUGUUUAUAUGUUGUAAAAGGUUUCCAUACGCCUCUGUACGAUUAAUCCACUCAAUGAGUAGCCAUCACGAUUUCCGAUCUAUUUCAUGAUAUACUCAGGUCAAUCAUUGCUAUUUCACAUCUUCUGGUGAGACAAACAACGACUAGGCGCGAACACUCCCACGAAGCGAAAAAAGUCACAUCACCAUUCCCGCCUUUGCGCUCGAUCCCAUCGUACAUGUAUGGACCUUUAUUCCCACUGUUUGCAUGAGUCUCUAAAAAAGCCGUGUCAGGACCCUCAGGAACCAU